GUGGUCUAUUUUGGGUUAGUUCUAAAAAAAAAUAUGUUAUAACAAGGCGACACUCAAUUUGAACCCCUCCUCCACAUUUACUGGAUUGGUUGAACAGUGCAGAAGACGAUCUCCUCGAAUGUUUUUUCUUCUCCUCGUCGUCAGUACGUAGUGGAUCUAGUUCCUGCUUCGUUUUAGGUUAGGGAUGAUCAAGCUGCUGCUGCUGCUGCUGCCAGCGAUAACCACACUUUGAGCUCGGGCUCAGACACCACACGGCCAUUUUCGAGUGAGCUUCAUAUAAAAGGUCUCCGGCUGUAUGCUUUCCCCCUGUUAUUGCAUUUUUGGGGGUCAACUUUAAUCAAAAACAGAAGCUUAUAGGAGCAAAGGUCCAUGGCCUUCCUGGGGACAGCAGUGCGGAAGGUGGCUAGCUGCCGUCCAGCCCUCUCCCCGCUGUGCCGCUCUGCCACCACCUCCCGUCGCUACAGCUCCAGUUCAGAGCCCACCACGGAGAAGAGCGUCCCCUAUGAGAACGUACUCAAGGUGGAGGAGGGUGGCAGUGGGCCUACCAAGCCUCUUCCCAAGUCAGCAGAGGCUGUGGUAAUCGGAGGGGGAAGCCUGGGAUGCCAGACAGUCUACCACCUAGCCAAGAUGGGCAUGACCAACGUGGUGCUGCUGGAGAGAGACCGACUGACCGCCGGAACCACCUGGCACACAGCAGGUCUGCUGUGGCAGCUGAGGCCCAGUGAUGUGGAGGUGGAGCUGCUAGCCCACACCAGACAGGUGAUCAGCCAUGACCUGGAGCAGGAGACCGGUCUAGAGACUGGCUGGAUCCAGAACGGAGGCCUCUUCAUCGCGUCCAACAAGCAGAGGCUGGACGAGUACAAACGCCUCAUGUCGUUGGGGAAGGUGUACGGUAUUGAGUCUCACGUCCUGUCCCCCGCUGAGACCAAAGACCUGUACCCACUGAUGAAUGUAGAUGACCUCUAUGGCACGCUGUACGUCCCCAAGGAUGGCACCAUGGACCCCGCUGGCACCUGCACCACCCUGUCCAGGGCAGCCACUGCCCGUGGUGCCACGGUGAUAGAGAACUGUCCAGUGACGGGGAUCCAGGUGAGCACAGACGACAUGGGAGUGAAGAGGGUCAAGGCUGUGGAGACCUUACACGGAACCAUCCAGACCCCCGUGGUCGUAAACUGUGCAGGAGUGUGGGCCGCUAAGCUGGGUGAGAUGGCUGGAGUCAAGGUGCCACUCGUCGCCAUGCACCAUGCCUACGUCGUGACCGAGAGGAUCGAGGGCAUCCAGAACAUGCCCAAUGUGAGGGACCAUGAUGCAUCAGUCUACCUUCGUCUCCAAGGUGACGCCCUCUCCGUGGGGGGUUACGAACAGAACCCGGUCUUCUGGGACAAGGUGUCUGAUAAGUUUGCUUUCAGCCUGUUUGACCUGGACUGGGAUGUGUUCAUGCAGCACAUAGAGGGAGCUAUCAACAGAGUCCCUGCUCUGGAGCAGACUGGCAUCAAAUCCACUGUCUGUGGACCAGAAUCAUUCACAGCGGACCACAAGCCCCUGAUGGGUGAGGCUCCAGAGGUCAGGGGAUUCUUCCUGGGCUGCGGGUUCAACAGUGCAGGUAUGAUGCUGGGAGGAGGCUGUGGCAGGGAGCUAGCCCACUGGAUCAUACAUGGACGUCCUGAGAAGGACAUGUACGGCUAUGACAUCAGGCGGUUCCACCACUCCCUGACAGACAACAAUAAGUGGAUCAGAGAGAGGAGUCAUGAGUCCUACGCUAAGAACUACUCUGUAGUGUUCCCCUUUGAUGAGCCUCUGGCCUCUCGCAACAUGAGGACAGACCCCUUCCACAAGGUUCUGACGGAGCAGGGCUGCGUGUUCCAGGAGAGACAUGGUUGGGAGAGACCAGGAUGGUUCAACCAGGAUGGCGCUGCUCCAGUUCUGGACUAUGAUUGGUACGGGGCUUAUGAUAUUAGCAAGAACCAGAACUACAAAUACAACGAGCUGCUUGGCAAAGAGUACACGUUUGACUACCCUCCACAUCACCACGUGAUAAAAAAUGAGUGUCUGACGUGCAGACAUGGAGUCUCGGUGUUUAACAUGUCCUACUUUGGAAAGUUUUACCUCACCGGGCCAGAUGCUAAGAAGGCUGCCGAUUGGCUAUUCUCUGCAGAUGUCAACAAAAUCCCAGGCUCUACUGUGUACACCUGUAUGCUGAACAAGAGAGGGGGAUCUGAGGCUGAUCUCACAGUCAGCCGGCUCGAGGCUGGCGCUGCCAACCUGCCCCUGGCUCCAGAGGGCAACGGUGAUGCAUACUACCUGGCCAUCGGUGGAGGUGUAGCAGAACACAACUGGAACCACAUCAAGACCGUUCUCCAGGAUGAGGGUCUCAACUGCCAGCUGACUGACUACUCUGAAGACAUGGGAAUGAUCAGCAUCCAGGGGCCCAAGAGUCGAGAGGUGCUACAGGAGAUCCUGGAUACAGACCUGAGUAACGAAGCCUUCCCUUUCUCCACACACAAAGUCUGUAAUGCUGUCGGACACAAGGUGCGUGCCAUGCGUCUGUCCUUCGUGGGCGAGCUGGGCUGGGAACUGCACAUCCCUAAGGACUCCUGCUUGCCCGUCUACCAGGCUGUCAUGGCUGCCGGUGCCAAGCACAGCAUCAUCAACGCCGGAUACAGAGCCAUCGACUCCCUCAGUAUAGAGAAAGGCUACAGACAUUGGCAUGCUGACCUGCGGCCUGACGACACACCUCUGGAGGCGGGACUAGCGUUCACCUGUAAGAUGAAGAGCACCAUUCCCUUCCUGGGUCGGGCCUCUCUGGAGAAACAGAAAGCUGAGGGACUACGUAGACGCAUUGUCUGUUUCACCAUUGACGAGAAAGUCCCGAUGUUCGGCCUGGAAGCAAUCUUCCGGAACGGCGUUCCAGUAGGCCAUCUGCGGCGCUCCGACUACGGGUUCUUUAUUGACAAGCAGAUUGGAUACGGAUACAUCCGCAACCCUGAUGGAGGAGUGGUAAAUGCUGACUUCAUAAAGAGUGGCAAGUUCACUCUGGAGAGGAUGGGUGUGGUGUACGAGGCCAAGCCCCACCUCAAGUCGCCCUUUGACCCCUCAAACAACCGCGUGAAAGGCAUUUACCCCGACAACUACCACAACGUUUACAAGGCCAACGCACAAUAAUGUACAUCGAGGUGUGAUUGGACACACCUGAUGGUCCCUGAUCACCUGUCCCUGAUCUCCCCCAGCAUGUCCCCAUGUUGGAGUCAGACCUGAGUCCAAAUACUUUUGAGCUUUUGUUCUAGCCUACCAGGAGUGCCGGUGGGCAGGGUUUAACAUUUUUCCAUACUUUUCUAUUGGUUCAAUUGCAACAGGCAAGCUUAUUCGAGCACAGCUAAAGUAUUUGAAAGGACAUGAAAUAGUAUUUGAACCAUGUCUGGUUGGAGUAUCAUGUGAGUCUGGCUGGCGUAAAGCUUGAGGAUAGCAGUGUUUUUAAGACCAUAUUAAUGAGGUAUAAUUCCAUGUGAAAAGAGCCCAUGAACCACAGAUUAGAGUCGCAAGUUUGGUAGUCCUGCAGUACCAUACCUCAACACCAUGUUAUUCUCAUGGCUGAAGGCGAAGCUACCAGCUACUUCUGUAAGUCUUAAAAUCAUCUCUGAUUGUCAAGUAGAAAAUAUGAUACAUUUAUUAACAAAUAGUUAAAAGGGUAAAUAUACUGUACUUAACGUGCUUUGCUUUGUUGAACUACUAUAAAAAAAUGUAUAAAUUGGUGACCUGCAAUAUAUUCUUAGUUUCAUUCAUGUUUCUGGUGCUGAUAUUGGUGAGCAUGUUUUAAGAUCCCGUUGGUUCAAUUGCGCUUUUAUUGUGUUCAUAUUAGUGUAUGCUAACUCCAGAGUUGAUACCAAAUGAAAUCUGAUUGCUGAAUUGGACUCUAAUAAUGCAUGAAUACAAUGACUUGUCUGUGAACAAAUGAAGGCUGCUCGCCUGUGAAAUCCUCAAUACACUUUAUUGAUUCAUUUCAAAUACAAUCCAAUGUCAUUUGUUUUAGCGGUGUGUUUUUUUUCUGUUCUUUGUAUACUGAACAUAAUGUUUCAGAUGUUGCAAGGCAUGCUGGGUCAUGUGGUCUUAAUGUUGUCUCACUUCUUCCUGCUUCAAUGCAAUCUUACAUUUUCACAUGAAGAAUCAGGUUAGUGACUUCAACGACCGCUUUAGAAGACAAGAAGGUCUAGUUUCCUGUUAUUUUAGAUCUCAUGUAGAUGCAGUUAUUGGUGUCAAUGAUUGCCAUACAGCUUAAAAUGAUCAACUAUGCCCAUUAAAAUCAAACUUAAUUUCAUAUUUAUCUGAUCUUUCCCACAGAUUCCUUUACGAAUAAAUAUCUGUACUGGA
This is a messenger RNA of Oncorhynchus kisutch (coho salmon), 4365 nucleotides long. RefSeq names its product sarcosine dehydrogenase (gene sardh). Lineage: Eukaryota; Metazoa; Chordata; Actinopteri; Salmoniformes; Salmonidae. The transcript is spliced from 22 exons. Gene Ontology annotation, molecular function: protein binding. Gene Ontology annotation, cellular component: mitochondrion. Bases 370 to 3162 code for a protein of 930 amino acids. The record is from RefSeq and is a predicted model, not a curated record.